AGUGUUUGUGUGUGUGCGUGCAUGUGUGUGUGUGUUUUUUUUCUGAAUGAUGAGUGUGAAGUUGCAGCAGUGUGCAUUUAUCCAACUGGAAUAGGCUUCAGUAGCAGCAGCAGGGCGGGGGAGGUCAUGCUGUAGGGAGGAGGCAGGAUGAGUGACGGGGGAGCCAGCACUCUGCCUCUCUCACGCUCCGACAGGAGUUUAGUCUGCUCCAGCUGCCGACAGCAAAACACAGUGAGGGAUCCAGAGAGGGAGAGAGGGAGAGAGGGGAGGGAAAUGGCUCUGGACCUGUUGAUAUCACAGCUAUGACCUACAACACCAACAUCACACACUGGAUUCUUCCUGUGCUGGGAGUUAAGGAUGCUUUUCUGAGGAUUUCUGUUGUUUUUCUGGGUCUGUUUUUUCUAAAUGCUGUCGCUUGGUAAAAUGCACUCCAGAACAAAGUCCCGGAGUUGUGACAACUACCUGAGUAUCAAGGACGCUGAGUCGUUGGACAACUGCAUCCAGAGCACCUUGUCAGCCCUGUACCGCCCCUUCACUGCUACGGCUGCCACUGUCCUCUGGCAGCUCUUCAGUGUGGUGGAGCGGCAGUAUCGUGGAGACGGCCUCCGCUGCCUCAUCGACUUCUUGCUUCCUGCCAAAAGGAUUCUGCAGAUCAUCCAACAAGAGACCUGCGUAAAAUUCCGAGGCUUGUUGUUCUGUCAUGAGGGCUGGCCUCUCUGCAUUCAUGAGAAAGUCAUUCUGCAGCUCGCUCCUCUGCACAAAGUCCGUUUGAAACAAGGAGACUUCUACUUCCAGAUUGUUCCAUUAGGGCGGAAGACUGCCAAGCUUGUGAUAAAAUGUUUGUCCUCCAGUGGACAGGCCAUUGCAGAAAUCCCCAUUGCGGAAAGCAUGUACGGCAGCGUGUUCACGGCUGAGUUUCUGCAGAAUGUAACACGCGAGCGGAACUUGCACCCACUACAAAACUGUCUGCUCACCACUGGGACCUCUGUGUACCGGACCCCCUGGAAGAACGUGGUCAACCCUCUGUUUGUCAGCAAUACGUCGGACGCCAUCAUGCAGGCACGGUGCAGCGGAAGCGCCUUCCGGGGCCACCUUAGCACCUGCAGCACAAGCGGGUCCACAGGGACGUUGGACAGCCAUCGCAGCUCCAAAGAGUCUUUGCACUCUCAGGGAGCAGACUCCAUUUUUUCUGAAACCACCUCACCGAACACGGACCACACAGACCUGAACAACAGCACAGUGGACCCUGUGACACCCAUUGUUAAUGUAGAGAAACCCGCUGACCCAUGUGGGAUGGGACAGGGUCGUGAGGACAGUGACUGCAAAGACAGUGCCUCAGUGUCCAAGAUGCUCUCCUUCAGCACACACCUUAGUAACCCAAGCCCCCGGCGACGGCAUUCGAGGGACUCUGCUGCCUUUGAGAGCAGGAGACUUUUUAGAAAAUCUUACAUGGAGGCUUUACAGAACCCCAUGAGCCUUGAGUCCAGCUCUGAGUCUAUCCUGGAGGAAACAUCUGAGCACAAUUCUGUACUGAGAGAGAGAACUGUGACAACUGGUAGCAGCCCAGAAACUCGAUCGCCGACCACCUCUUCUUCUUCCAGAGAACAUUUAUCACGAAGGUUGGGAAGCCGGGGCUGGCUCAGUGGUGACGACUCCAGGCCCAGCACACCUUUGCUUUAUUUACAGAGAGGGUUACGAAGUGCAGAAAGGAGAGCAGAAAGACGCUCAAAAUCACUUGAGAGGACUAACAAGGCUGGUCAGGUCAAAGGCCACAGGGAACGAUCCUCCUCUGGAGGCUCGGCAAACAUAUCACCCAAAAAACUGAUGAAUGGAUACGCUCUUCGUUUUGGGAGGCUGGAUGUGGAAGCACUUUUUCCUGGUUCUGAAAGGAGAAGCAACAAAGAGGAGUCAGGCCAGCGGGAUAGCAGCAACAGCAGUGAGAGCAGGUCGCUCAGAUCAGGUGGAGAAGAGUCAAACAGUCCUAAAGCCACCAACGGAACUUCAAUCAGACCGGCUUCAGUUUCCACCUCUGUGUGUGAUGGUAAACCAGUGUUCCCCAAACUCGUGUCAGAGGUCAAUCAAGAGCUGCUCACAUCAGGAGCUGUGAUCCUGCCAGGAAACAGAGAUCGCAGUGGGAGGGCGGUGCUGCAGGUGUGCACCAGAGCACAGGUGUGGGCAGGUGACAGUUGUACAGUCAGUGACCUCACCUGUUUACUGGGCUACUACUACUCCACACUGAGGAAGGAAAGACAGGAUCAGGGUCUGACUGUUGUCAUCGACAGCAGGAGGCAACAGCCUGUUCCAGCUCUGUUGUCAUCCCUGUCUGAACUGCAGGCUUUAUUACCAAAUGCACUUUACUCCAUUAUCUUUGUGCUGGACAAGGAGGCUUCAGCCAAACCUGAGAGAGACAUGAAUGUGCAGACCGAGACACUGUCAUCUCUGAAGGCCCUCCACAAACACAUGGACCAAACCCAGCUCACGCGGGAGCUGGAGGGAACCUUCCACUAUGACCACAAUCACUGGAUCCACUUCAGACAGAAAGUUGAACCAUUUGCCAGCAGCUGCAGCACAGCCAUCCAUUCCCUUCAGGAAUCCAUCAACACGUUGAGCAACAGUGGCAACAUGAAGACCUCCCAGGAGGUUUCAGAGGUGAUAGAACAACAGAGGCAUCUGAUGAAGUGUGUGUUAGACGACAGUCAUCUGAACAGACUGCGUUUGGAGGGAGGGACCGUCCUCGCCCGGAUCAGGAAGGAGGAGGCCUGUGAGAACGACAUGUACAGAGACACUGUAGACAUGUUGAAUGCACUCUACAACCAGGUGGAUGAAGAAGUCCACAAGCUGGUCAUCCUGUCCAACAAGAGUCAGAAACAGUUGGAGAGUCUGCUGGAGGUCUGCAGGUUUGAAGAGCAAACUCAACAGAUCAAACUUUGGUUCAGUGUAGAAGCAGAGAAGCAGCUCGCACCUUUGGACUCUCUUACUCUGUCUACAUCCAAGAUCAAGGAGAUGAGAGAGAGCUUGGAACAGUUUCUGAAUGAGUCUGUGCACCAGCAGAGACACGGUCUGCAGCUGGUGAAAGAGUCUCCAGACUCUCUUCCAGGCUCCGCUCUCCUGGACUUCAAGCAGCAUCUGGGCUCAGUACUCGACAGAGUGGAGAAGAGAAAGGCCCAGCUGGACGUCCUGAGCAACCUGUAUGAGUUCUACGACUCAACAAACCAGUGGCUGAAACACUGUCAGGAUUAUUUCCUUCACGUCUGUCUGGACGAUUCCGAUGUAAGACUUUCACCGUCUGUGGUGCAGAAUCUGCAGGAUUACUACACUGAAGCCUCCAAGUUCUCUAUGGACAACUUCAGCACUCUGAACGACAUGGUGCAGUCCCUGGACAGUCCUCAGCAGCUGCAGCAGUGGAACACAGUGUGGCACCAAUGUCAGAAAACCAAACAGCAGCUGGAAGAGACUUUGGCUGGAGCCAUGAUGCCACCAUCGCAAGACUUCUCUGCUAAGGACAGUUCUCCGCAGACGUCAGAGAGUCAGUUUGGCUCAGCAGAACAAUUGAAUGGUAACAGUUGUUUGGUUUUAUCUGAGGUCCUCACACCGUUGAGAUUCGAGGACAAUAAGCCUCAUUCUGCUGGGCCUUUCACCAAAAGCCCGUCCAGGUCCAUCUCCUCCUCCUCGCACUUCCCUUUCUCGCCAGACUGCGACAGCAAGCUGAGGCACAGUCCAUCCUUGUUUGACGACACGGACAGCGACUGCACCAUCGACUCCACCAUCUCCUGCCACUCUGAGCCCGUCUACUUGGGAGCCGCACGUCUCCGCAAGCAGCCAAUGAAGAAGAUCAUGAAGAAGACUAUGAGCUACGAGCUGACGCCGCGCGACGGCGGUCACUCAGACGUUAGCCACAUUCACGGCUACACCGGUGUUUUUAUCAAGGGUUUGGAGGUGACGAACAACGUAUCUGCAGAGAAGAAGCUGCAGAGACCCGAUGUGACAAGUCCUGCGUUAGGACGCAGCCGCAGCCUCUCCACGCCCUCUCGCAUUCACACCAGACACAGUGAUGGAGAUGGAAGGAAACAAAGCAGUAAAGUGCAGCACAUCAUGGAUGAGAUGAUCUCCACGGAGAGGGAGUAUGUGCGCUCCCUCAGCUACAUCAUUGAGCACUAUUUCCCUGAGAUGGAGCGUCUGGACUUGCCGCAGGACUUGAGAGGGAAACGCAGCAUCAUUUUUGGAAAUGUGGAGAAACUGUGGGACUUCCACAGUCAGUACUUCCUGAAGGAGCUGGAAUCGUGCGCUCACUGCCCACUGUCCAUCAGCAGCUGUUUUCUUCAACAUGAGGAUCAGUUUGGAAUGUAUGCCCUGUACAGCAAGAACAAGCCGCAGUCUGACGCUCUGCUGAGCAGCCACGGGAACGAAUUCUUCAAGAAUAAGCAGGUGGAGCUGGGUGAUAAGAUGGAUUUGGCGUCCUACCUGCUGAAGCCCAUUCAGAGGAUGAGUAAAUAUGCACUGCUGCUCAAAGACCUGAUAAAAGAGUGUAGUCAGUCCCAGGAGCAGGAGCUGAGAGAUCUACGCACCGCAGAGGAGCUGGUCAAAUUCCAGCUCCGCCACGGCAAUGACCUGCUGGCCAUGGACGCCAUCAGAGGCUGUGAUGUGAACCUUAAAGAGCAGGGUCAGCUGCGCUGCCAGGAUGAGUUUAUAGUCUGGUGCGGACGCAGGAAAUUCCUCCGUCACGUCUUCUUGUUUGAAGACCUCAUCCUUUUCAGCAAGACCAAGAAGAUCGAGGGAGGAUAUGACAUUUAUAUCUACAAGCAGUCCUUCAAAACGGCAGAGAUAGGAAUGACUGAAAAUGUUGGUGACAGCGGCCUGCGUUUUGAAAUAUGGUUCAGAAGGAGGAAGUCCCAGGAUACGUUUAUACUUCAAGCCAGCACAGCAGAGGUCAAAGCGGUCUGGACCGCCAUCAUUGGGAAGAUCCUGUGGAGACAGGCACUCAGAAACAGAGAGUUGCGUAUGCAGGAAAUGGUUUCUAUGGGGAUUGGAAGUAAACCGUUCAUGGACAUCAAACCAAGUGAAGCAGCUAUUAGUGACAGAUCCAUCGACUAUAUCAUGAAGGGUUCAGAGUCCAGGACCAGAGCCUCCAUCGCCGUGUCCUCGUUUGAGCACUGUGCCUCCUUUAAGAGACCACACUCCACCAUCUCCAACAGCAGCACCUCCUCCUCCAGCAGCCAGUCGUCCUCCUCGCUGCUGGGCUCACUCAACCUCCACCUGUGCUCCUCUACCUCCCACCCACAUGCUCAUCCAUACUCCAGCGUCCCCUCCUUCGCCCAGUGGCCGUAUGACUGCAUAGAGGAGGAUGAGCUGGAGCAGGACACUGGCAGCCAGCCCUCCAUGAUCACUGAGAGCUCAGAGACGUCCUCACGCUGUCCCUCCAGUGAAAGUGUAGCGGGACUCAGUACCAGCGCCAUAGCAGGACACACAGCCCUGGUCCUGGACUCCUUCAACAACAACAACACUGAGCCUUCCUCCUUCCUCUGCUCCUCUUCACCUCCUUCUUCCAGAGCAUCUCCUUCAAUGUUCCAGAAAGAAGAAGACCUGCAGCCGCCGGGAACCAAGUUCAUCACAGCAAGCCAGACUUCACGUGUGGCAGUAGGCCUUUCUACUGUGGUCUGAUCAGACGUGUGGGGGGGGGGGGAUUUGGCUCACUGUGAGACCUUCAGACUCCUGGACGCCUCAGCCAUUUGCAUUUCAACACCAUCGCAGCACUAAGACUCUAGAAAAUAAAUUUGAUUUAUGACAUUUCAAGUAUCUGACACACAUUUUACAUUGUCAUGAUGGUACGUCAGUGGUCUGUACAUUUCCUUAAUAUGGACUAGCAACCUGUUUAUAAUGUAGAUCAGUUGUUAAAUGUUUAUUUCUUUAUUAAAAAAAUAGGAGGCAGAUUUAAUGUUUUAUUGUUGAGUUUUGUUUGUUGCCAGUUCUGACAGGUUUGUACAUAUGAUUAAAAGCUUACAAAACAUUCUCACUUCCUGUCUUAUUUAGAAUUCACCUUAUUCACCUUAACAUUUUAUAUCUACCCCUGAGACUGAACCCGUCAGAGGUUCUGAGGGUGCUUUUAUGCAUCACUUUUUUUUAAACAGAUUUUCUCAAUCUCUUACAAUUCUUCACAUGGAAUUAUUUUUCCACUGCUUUCUCCUGGCUGCACUUUGAAAUCGCACACACACACAUGCUCACAUUGUUGUACCUGCCACCUUUAUAGUGUGUGCUGGUGAAUUUCUUCCCCCCAGAUAAGCAGGCGGACGUGUGAAACCACACACUCGUGCAGGAAAUUAUAUGAAAGGUGUGAUACAGUGUGGUGAGAAGUGGGGUGUCUCCUAUGCUGCUCACAUUUAUUUUAAUACGUUUUGUGUUCUUACCCUGACCACAGCCUGUCCUGUUUAGCAGUGAUGUCUGUUCAAAGCGCAGAGCUAACUGAAAACCAAAUAUGAUUGACCUAAAAGAAAUUUGACUGCAGGAAUAUAUAUGUAUAAUAUCUUCUAUAUGAGCAGAAUGGCAUACAAAUCAGUAUGAAAGAAUAUCUGAAAAUGCAUUAACCAAAUAGACAGAUACAGAACAAUUGGUCCAAAUUUAUUAGAGAAAA
Cynoglossus semilaevis (tongue sole) is the source of this 6625-nucleotide messenger RNA. It is a transcript of the gene plekhg4b, whose product is annotated as pleckstrin homology domain containing, family G (with RhoGef domain) member 4B. The transcript has 24 exons. Lineage: Eukaryota; Metazoa; Chordata; Actinopteri; Pleuronectiformes; Cynoglossidae. Gene Ontology annotation, molecular function: guanyl-nucleotide exchange factor activity. The record is from RefSeq and is a predicted model, not a curated record. Bases 406 to 5658 code for a protein of 1750 amino acids.